AUGGGGUUGUGGGAAUUGAUUUCGAAUUUAAGAUUGAGAAGAACAGAUGGGUUUGAAUCAGAUGGAGAAGGUGAUUCUUAUGUUGUUUUCCGGCGAUUAGGGAUUAACGAUGAGUACCAAGUUGAUGAAAUUGGGGAUGGUGUUGAUACUGAUGCCCUUAAUUUGAAGACGCUGAAUAUAUCUCAUAAUCGUGUUUCUGGUUCUAUUCCAUCCAACAUCGGUAAUUUUGGGUCACUGCAAAGUCUUGAUCUUUCAUUCAAUAACUUCUCUGGUGAAAUCCCUGAAUCUGUUAGCUCAUUGUUGAAUUUACAAUUUCUUAGAAUGAAUCAGAAUGGGUUCUCUGGGAGACUCCUACAUGGGAUUCUAAAGUGUGAAAAUGUAGUUUAA
Molecule: messenger RNA, 387 nt
Organism: Papaver somniferum (opium poppy)
Lineage: Eukaryota; Viridiplantae; Streptophyta; Magnoliopsida; Ranunculales; Papaveraceae
Product: probable LRR receptor-like serine/threonine-protein kinase At2g24230
Exons: 2
Coding region: 1-387 (128 amino acids)
Source: RefSeq, a predicted model, not a curated record